UUGAGGGAGGAAAUACGAGGGUCAGUUGCGGAAGAUACAGUGGUUAAGGCAGACUGCUCAGAAUCCGGGGUCCAAAAGAUUCGAGAUAUUACCAGUCCUAGAGUUAGGGGUUCGGAUUUUAGGUCAGAGGGCGGUUUGGAGCAGGAGCUGAACCAAAUAGGAUCUGCGGAGGAACCGGAGCGCAAAAAGCCUCGUGUUUCAGAGGGUUUUCAAAAAAAGACAGGCAGGAAGUCACGGGAUGAGGCUAGAGCAAAGGAGUGCGAUUUGGAGCGCAACUAUUGGAUCGAGUUUUGGAACGCAGAGACAAAGCGAUGGAUAUGUAUCGACCCAUGGCUUGGUACCGUAGAUGAUCCAGAUUCUAUCGAAGAUGGAGCUUCUAGGCCUGUAUAUUAUGUUCUUGCAGUAGAUAAUGUUCUUGGCUUGCGAGAUGUUACUGCACGUUAUGCUUCUCAAUUUCUAAGUCGGGACAUGCGGCUUCAUCGGAUUGACUCUAGAUGGUGGAAUAAGACACUUGAGGUUACUUUACGGGGCAUAUAUCAGAAUACUCGUUUGGAUCUUCAUAGAAAACUUAAGAAGCAUAUCAGUUGUCGACCGCUUUAACA
Molecule: messenger RNA, 602 nt
Organism: Enterobius vermicularis (human pinworm)
Lineage: Eukaryota; Metazoa; Nematoda; Chromadorea; Rhabditida; Oxyuridae
Source: the annotation of a GenBank genome assembly